This is a messenger RNA of Notodromas monacha, 5233 nucleotides long. Lineage: Eukaryota; Metazoa; Arthropoda; Ostracoda; Podocopida; Cyprididae. The record is from the annotation of a GenBank genome assembly.
AUGAGCUUUUACGAUGUAAUGACGAACGAUCGUUUCUCGUGUCAUCCCUUUUGCCGGUGCAGAGAAGGAAGCGGGCAAUCCGGGGUCAACAGGUUGCUGGCCUUGUUCGGCGACAAGAGCGACCCGAACUGCGUCAAGGCCAGUUCCCAGCCGGGUUCGGCGGGUUUCGGGCUCGAAGACAGCGUGGCUAGACAAGGAACCCUCAGCUUGAAGACGGUCAUGAUUGACGGCAAACGAGCCGGAGAUCGAUCCUGGAAAACUGGAUACGCUGUUUUGCGGUCGUCCUUGCUCUACUUCAGACCGAAAGAGAAUCGCUCGCGUUGUGCAAACUCUCCGCUGGGGAUUGAGGAGCAGCCUGCGGUGGAUGUUCGCGGCAGUUGCGUGGAAUUGGCAUCGGACUACACUAAAAAGAAGAACGUGUUUCGCAUUUUCCGCUCUUCGCCGCAGUCCGAGUACUUGCUUCAGGCUGACACGGCAUCCGAGUUGAACUUGUGGUUGCAGAGCCUUCAAGAAGCCGCAGGUGUCGCCAAGGAUGCCGGUGCGGUUUUCGGGUCAUGCGACGAGAGCACGCACGAGUUAGCCGCGGGCACCGCAACGACGCCCAGCGUGGCGCAGCCGAAAGGCAUCAAGAAGCUCACCACUUCCCUUCGGCACCGAUCUCCGUCGGGUCACAGUCCCGUGUCUAAGACCCGCAAACCCAGCCAGGCCUCUUUGAUGUCGACAUCCGGACCUGCGUCACUGUCGUGUCCCGAACCGUCGCUGGAUGCGACUUUGCCAUCGCCGAAAGCGCGGACGUGGCGCGGUCGAGUGGCUCGUCAAUUCCGGCGGAUUCAGCAUCACAAUACGAGUGGAUCCCAGCGACACUCGGCAUCUUCUUUGGCGGAGAUUCCAGAGGGAGCCACGAUCGGGAUCCCGAUUGAAAACUGCCCCAUGUGCGCAUCCAAUGAAUGUUUACCUGUACUGGUCGAAGUGUGCAUCUCGAUCGUGGAGAGCAAAGGGCUGAAUACGAUCGGGGUUUAUCGGGUGCCUGGGAAUAGUGCGGCCGUUUCGGCGCUCACUGAGUCGCUCAACAAGGGCUUUGAUCAGGUGGACAUGACGGAUGCCAAAUGGUCUGACGUGAAUGUUAUUUCGAGCCUGCUCAAGUCCUUCUUCCGCAAGCUUCCGGACCCGUUGGUCUCGUCGCAUCUUUACUCAGCAUUCAUGGACGCUGCGACCAUCGAAGACCCGGUGCAUCACCUACUUCAACUCAAGAAGCUGGUGCGAACACUUCCGGAGGUCAAUUACGAGACGCUGCGAUACCUCAUUCUGCAUUUGGCGAAGCUUUCCGCCAACCAGGCUGUGAAUAAAAUGGACCCGAAGAACCUGGCAAUAGUUUUUGGUCCGAACCUGAUUCGAGGCCCGGAUCAAAAGGUCUCCACCAUGGUCUCAGACAUGGCGCAUCAUUACCGCAUCCUGGAGAGCCUCAUUGUCGCCGCUGAGUGGAUUUUCGAGGAAGACGACGAGCUGAAUCCUGAGCGGAUUCCCCACGAAGCUUUAGAGCGCCGCGGAGACGAAAGGGAGUCCCCGUCUUUCACGUCAGCAAAUCAUUCCUUGUACUUGAAUAACGCCAUCAGGAUUCAAGAUAUGACCGGUGCGAGCCAAUUAUCGGCAGGCAUUCACGAAACGAAAAAUUCCUUGGUAUCAUCUGUGAUCUCAGCCGCUCACCGGAAAACGAAGCUGAGCAGUUCGUCCAUAAAGUCCGGCUCAGUUUCUGAACCCAUCAGUAUCCCGGGGCCAGAGUCUGGGAAGCGUCCCAAGAAAGAAAUCUCUUCGCCUCUGACGAGGAAGGAGAAUUACUUAGUCACCAAAAGCGACGAGGCGAUGUCGUCCGUUCUCGAAGAAGACGUUGGACCUCGGUCUUUACCUCCUCUGCCAACUCCGGACCAAAUGCGAGUGCGAUCAGAGUGUCCCGCCCUCGGACCUCUGUCCGCAAAUACAGCCGGUUUAUCGUCAUCUGCUGACGACGUUGUAAAGAUGGACACUCGUCAGCAUCAGCCGGAGAAGACCAGUGAAGAUGGCUCAGUGAUGAUCCGAUCGUACGCGGGACUGAUCGCGGACACGCAAAAACGGAUCCGGAAGUUCGAGGAGGAAACGAAGGCUAUAAUGCAGAUCCGACCGGUGUUGGAAAGUCGUGUGGAUAGUUCUGAUCUCAGCGGUGGUAGCAGUGCGUCGGUCGAGGCUGCGAGGUUAAAUUCUUCCGUCGCCUCCGACAGCAGCUACACACCUUCCAUGCCUAGUUACCCAAAGACGCGAAUGAUGGCACCGUUGCCGCUUCCAAGCGGACUUCCUCCGCACAUGCAGCCGCACAAGCCUGGUGCUGGCCCGAUCGCAAGCAACGUUGUGUUGCGUCCUCCUGCUCACAGAUUUUUCCAGGCUGGGGCGACUCUUCGGCGUGGCAUUUCUGCGGAGAACCUGUCAUCUCCGGCCGCGCAAACGUCUGCGACGCCUUCCGCUUCCGGUCGCACUUCCGUAUUUGACGCGUCGAAAAUCGUGCUUCAAGACACGCUUCGACGGGCUCGAUUCCCUCGAACUCAGCCGUUAGUUUCUUCGACUGCGAGUGCAUCCGGGAAGCAAGUUGCACCCCAGAUUGUGAUGUCUCCGGUAGCAGAAGAAGCUUGUGAUGCCAUUGACGGAGCUGGAGCUUCAGCUGUUGCCCGUCGGCCAUCUCAUCACGUUCGUUACGGAUCUCUGGAUUCCCUGCGAGAAUUCCUCCCUGCGCAAGAAGUUAAAGAAGAAGAUCUGAUGCAGUCCAUCACCGCUUCGUUGGAUGAACGCUUGAAAGGCUUACGAUCGUCGGUGAAUCGCAAGGAGAACCUGUACAUGCCAUUGCCAUCGGUGAAGAUGAGUCCGAAGUCGGUGCAACUGAAAAACCCGGAGGAGACUGAAGAGGAAGACUCCGAAAGUGUUCAGUCAGCUUCCGACGAAACCCGACGACAAUAUCGCGAUCCGAGCUUGCACAGGAUUUCCGCUCUUCCGGCUGGAUCCAGCUUGAAGUCCGUGGGCAGCGAUCAGUCUCUUCAGAAGCGCGACAGCUUUGCGUUGCGGACGUCGAAGAAGCUCUCAAGUUCGGAAGAUGACAGGAGUAGUAUUGACUCGAGCCGUUCACUGAUCGAUUCAAAUCAAAAUCUCAGCGGAGAAUCGGGAUCUCAAGUAAUUAAAUCGAGUCGUCGGGUCGAGGAACGAUCCCGUUCAGCGAAGUCUACCGAACGUCGUCCCGUUCAACGGGAAGAAAGAUCAAAAAAUGGUCGCUCAGGUUCAGGGACGAAUAAGGAUAAACUGACUCGUUCCGAGUCCUUGUCGAAAACGCAACGAUCUCAAAUCCUUGCGCUCAUCUCACAAGGCGUACUGCCGACGCGGGAAGGCAACAACCUGCCGCUCAUCACUUCUUCAAACGGCGGCAACGUCGGAGGCAACUCCAAGCGAGACACAAAAGUGAAGGCCAGCGUGAAGGAGCUGAAGGAGAUGUUCGAAAAGGGCUUGUCCGCCGGCUCCGGUUUCGCCAACACUGUCGGUGCCGGCUUGAAGCAAGCCAAGACCGGCAAAAAGGGCAGUGGGCGGAAAAUCAAACGGCGCCACACCGUGGGCGGCACGAAGGACUUUGAAAAGUUUCGACGCGUGAUCCAACAAGCCUGUACUUGGAGUCGUGAAGGCAAGAGUAGUCUCGUGUGGGACCGAUCCACUUCGGGUGACGCGGAUCAGUUUAAGGCUGGCUGGAUGCGGACUUCGUCGCCGGAGCUGAGUCCCAAGACGGCGCCCGUCGGCGGCAUCAACUGGGUGGCGGAAAUUAUGAGUCAGGAGGCGGCCGUGGCGGCUGCCAACGGGCUCGUCAACCUCGAGGACUUGGAGCGGUUCAAGCGCAAUAGCCUCCAGCUCGGACCGAUUUUCUCGUACGCGUUGCAGUCGAAAGUGUAGAUCCCGGUCGGUCGUUUCUUCAUCGCCCAUAUUACCGUACUCAUUCCUUUCGGACGCACUAAAAAUCCCUCAAGUAUUGAGUAUCGCAUUAAUUUUGUUUCAAGUACCUGUCCAACACUUAGUGAAAUUUUUACGUUGAUUAGCUGCGAGCGAUUGUCCAUACGUUUUGAGACCCGAGCUUUUGUCCUCAGCACCAGAGGUUAACAUUUUGUGUAUGUUUUGCAUCAACUCAUAUUGGGGAACAAAUUUUCGCGCACUUAUCUUCAUAAGCAGGUAAGAAAGAGUGCUUGAAACUUCUUGUUCCCUUGUAAAAUGCGGAUCGUGAGAAGAAAGCUAGUGUUGCAAAUGCAUUGAUUUAUCUUAUGAGAGAAGCGGCAGAAAAUUUAGUGAAAAUUGUAGGGGCGUGUCACUUCUUGAGGGAUAAUGUCAUUGAUGGCUUUCUCAUAAUUUAAAUGCAUUUUCGCGUAUUUAUUCUAUCUAGUCACAAAACCUAUGGACUAUCCUUCGUCUAGCACAGUACUUCAAAAAAUAAAUAAAUAAACGGUGAGGAUAAUUGAAUCUGUUCGAUCUGAACCGAAUUCCUUCGUAGUGGAACACUGUUUGGGCAAAGUGAUGAGGAGAAAUAGUGGCUCUAUUUUCGACGACGUAUUUAUGCUAGCAAUUCGUGAGUGUUUGCCUUUGUCAUAAUAAUACAGUAAAUCGAAGCACGUUGCUGUAUAGAUCUAUGAUGCUAGUCCUCGUGUUGGCACUUUUUCGCAGGUCCAUUUUGAAACGAUGCGUUUAUGAUCUAAUUUUGUUGUGCACCGAUCGACAUUUUACGGAGUGGGGACGAGCAUUGCGGGAAAUUGCAAAUGGCGAUGUUUUCACAUAUCGUUACGAAAUUAUUUUUAUUUUGGAAGUGGACGCGAGAGACAUGCUCUUGUUGUUAGACUUGAAGAACCUGCUUUUUUUGGAUGGCGUAUGAUUUCUAGUUUGUUUUUUUUCGUCGAUUGUUCGUCUUUUUAAUACGAGAAAAGCCGGUGUAAUUCGGAGAAUGUUUUUGUUCUUUUUCUAAGAUUCCUGAUAUUUUUCCGCUUUUCUUCUGCUGUCGAAAGUUGCCGAUUGGCGGGAAGUUAGUCCUUCCCGCGAGGCUGAUGAGUUGCGCGUUUGACCGGCACGGUGAAGACGAGAUUUUGAGAAGUGGUUUUGUUCUUUUACCGAUUUGUGAUUGUAUACAGACAUUUUUUGGAGAUUUUAUUUCUGAGGCUCACGUAUGAAUGAAUACAGGAUGGGAUUUUGCCAA